Messenger RNA from Mucor velutinosus, 387 nucleotides. RefSeq lists its product as uncharacterized. The transcript has 3 exons. The record is from RefSeq and is a predicted model, not a curated record. Lineage: Eukaryota; Fungi; Mucoromycota; Mucoromycetes; Mucorales; Mucoraceae. Gene Ontology annotation, cellular component: Ragulator complex. Gene Ontology annotation, biological process: cellular response to amino acid stimulus; positive regulation of TOR signaling. The coding region runs from base 1 to 387 and encodes 128 amino acids. Gene Ontology annotation, molecular function: molecular adaptor activity; guanyl-nucleotide exchange factor activity.
AUGCUCAAGCCCAAGGUUAUAUCUCAAGUAUUACGACAAUCUCUUCAUAAUGGAAUUAAAGCUGCUCUAAUCAUGACAAGCGAGGGCUCCUUAGUAUCUUUUGCAGCAGACAAUGACAAGGAUGCCUCCAUCUAUUCUGCAAUCUCGGCAAAUAUUUGGAAUACAUACAAGAAAAAGAACAGUGAUAUAUAUACCAACUUGCAGUUCCAAAUUCUACAUUGUGAUGAUGGCAUUGUGUUUAUAACAAGCAUUGGCGCCAUGUUGCUCUGUUUAGUGGGAGAAUCUAAUGUUGAUUUAGGGAUUCUCAAGGUCAAGGCAGAAGCGCUCAAGGGACAUCUUGAAGAACCCUUACAGCAGGUAGCACCAUACCAAGAAUACCAAAUGUAG